AUGGAAAGUAGGAUAUGUCAAAUACUAGCUCUGGUGAUUGUUCUUUCGGUUGGAAUGAUACAAAUGACCCCCAGAACACCUCGACAGCUUCCUGGCGGAUCAGCUCGACCGAUUCCGCUGGAGGAACUGAAGCAGGACGAACAUAUCAACAGAGUCAACCGUAUUUUUGCUGCAUCGGGAGGCUAUAAGCCGGCUAAACCAGAAAUUCUCAGUGGAACCGUGCAGUUGGUUGCAGGAUCCCGUUACGUUUAUACUGUUUCGUUUUUGGUCAACGGAGAAUCCCAAGUUUGCGAUAUAUCAGCAUGGGAGCGACCAUGGCUAGAGGAAGUUGAGCCUAACGACGCCUAUAAAUAUGAAAAUAAGUGCAAUUAA
This is a messenger RNA of Sabethes cyaneus, 372 nucleotides long. RefSeq lists its product as uncharacterized. Lineage: Eukaryota; Metazoa; Arthropoda; Insecta; Diptera; Culicidae. The transcript has 3 exons. Bases 1 to 372 code for a protein of 123 amino acids. The record is from RefSeq and is a predicted model, not a curated record.